CCUUGCGGAAGAUAGGUAGAAUGGCGGAUCUGUAAUUGAACGUUUUGUGCGACUUAUUUUUCUACGGAGAUUUUUGUCCUCCUGAAUAUAUAUAUGCUUAUUUUAGUAGGUUUACUUUGAAGAUAAGGGACUGAAGACUACAGGAUUGAAGUUUGAGAGUGUUCUGUGCUUCCCUGAAAAAAUUCUGACAGACGGAAAACGCCGGGAUGGCAGAGGACGGAUUUUAGGCAGCGCCAGCCAUGUUUGCAGUCAAGGUGUUUUGAGAAGGGAAACUGCGGACUUCGACCGGGAAAAUUGGCUAUUAUUCGGGACCUGAAUCACGAUGUCGGACCCGUCAGAAUGCAGCAUCAAGGUGGUGUGCCGGUUUCGGCCCAUGAACGCCGCGGAGACGGCGGCCGGCUCCAGACCCAUCUCCAAAUUCCCUGCUGACGACACAGUUAACAUCCAGGGCAAAGUAUUCACCUUUGACAGAGUAUUCAAGCCAACAACAACACAAGAACAAGUCUACAACCUCGCCGCCAAAGCGAUCGUCAAAGAUGUACUGGAAGGCUACAAUGGAACAAUAUUCGCAUAUGGACAGACGUCCAGUGGGAAAACACAUACAAUGGAGGGUGUGCUACAUGACUUUUCACAGCGGGGCAUCAUUCCACGUAUUGUGGACGACAUCUUCAACCAUAUCUACAGUAUGGAUGAAAACCUUGAGUUCCAUAUAAAGGUUUCUUAUUUUGAAAUUUACAUGGACAAAAUUAGGGAUCUCCUCGAUGUACAAAAGACAAACCUGUCGGUACAUGAAGACAAGAAUAGGGUUCCCUACGUGAAGGGCGCAACUGAGCGGUUUGUGUCAAGUCCAGAGGAGGUGAUGGACACAAUAGAUGAAGGCAAAAACAACAGACAUGUGGCUGUAACAAACAUGAACGAGCACAGCUCCCGCAGCCACAGUAUCUUCCUCAUCCAUGUCAAGCAGGAGAACCUGGAGACUGAGAAGAAGCUGCACGGAAAGCUCUACCUGGUCGACUUGGCUGGUAGUGAAAAGGUGAGCAAGACUGGUGCUGAGGGCACUGUGCUGGAUGAAGCCAAGAACAUCAACAAAUCUUUGUCUGCCCUGGGAAACGUUGUCUCUGCAUUAGCUGAAGGAAAGAAAGCGUACAUCCCCUAUCGAGACAGCAAGAUGACCAGAAUCCUCCAGGAGGCGCUGGGUGGUAACUCGCGUACCACCAUCAUCAUCUGUGCUUCCCCGUCCUCCUACAACGAGUUCGAGACCAAGUCCACCCUCAUGUUCGGCCAGCGAGCCAAGACAAUCAAGAACACGGUUACCGUCAACCUGGAGCUUACCGCUGAGGAAUGGAGGAAAAAGUACGAGAAGGAGAAGGAAAAGAACGCAAAGCUGCGCGCUUUGCUGCAGCGGUACGAGGCUGAGGUGUCCAAGUAUGGGCUUGAAACCUUAGAUCUUACUGAUCCUGCCCUUCUAGACACACAAUGUGAUGCUGUCCCUGUGGACGUACUGAAGGGUAUCCUGUCUGACAAGUCUGCCGUGGUGGACAACACCCCCGCACCGCCCACCAUCGAGGCCGUGAACAACAACGCCAACGUCCAGGCUGUGGCCGUGAGCGAUGAAGAGAUGCGCAAGUUUGAGGAGGAGAGAACUCAGCUGUACCUGCAGCUGGAUGAGAAGGACAACGAGAUUAGCCAGCAGAGCGUGAUGGUGGAGAAGUUGAACUGCCAGAUGAUGGAACAGAACGAGCUGCUCAACCAGACUCGGCGGGACUUUGAGACCCUCCAGAUGGAGAUGAACCGGCUGCAGUCUGAGAAUGAUGCAGCAAAGGAGGAGGUGAAGGAGGUUCUUCAGGCCCUUGAGGAGCUGGCUGUCAACUACGACCAGAAGUCGCAGGAGGUGGAGGAGAAGAUGAAGGAGAAUGAACAGCUGAAUGAUGAACUCAGCCAAAAACAGACCUCUCUACGGAGUACUGAAGGGGAACUGCAGACCAUCAAGGAGGUCCAGACCCACCAGCGCAAGCGGGUCAGCGAGAUGAUGGUCAGUCUGCUGAAGGACCUGGGCGAGAUCGGUCUGACUCUGGGCACCAAACCCGCAGAUACAAAUAUCCAGCCAGGAAAAUUUUCAGAGAACACAUCUGGGGAGGUGAACGGAAAGAUUGAAGAGGAGUUCACAAUGGCUCGACUCUUUGUCAGCAAGAUGAAGUCAGAGGUGAAGGCACUGGCAACGAGAUGUCAGACCCUGGAGACCACCAACAUCGACUGUAACAAGAAGAUGGAUGAGAACGAGAAGGAACUGGGUCAAUGUAGGAUGCUCAUUCAACAGCAUGAGGUGAAGAUGAGGAGUCUGAUUGAGUCCAUGAAGGACGUCGAGCACAAGAAGCGUUCCCUGGAGGAGUCCGUGGAUUCCUUGAACGAAGAACUGGCCCAGCUGCACUCACAGGAGGAAUUACGUGUCGCUGCCCUUCGUGACAAGGAAGAGAAGCAUGCAGAGAAGAUCGAGAGCACUCUUCAGAUGAAGUCAACCCUGGAGAAGCAGAUUGAGAGCCACCGUGAAGCACACCAGAAACAGGUGGCACGGCUCAGGGAUGAGAUCGAGCAAAAACAGGGACACAUCGACCAACUCAGAGACCAAAACCAGAAGAUGAUUCUGGAGCAUGAGAAGCUGCAGAGUGACUAUGAGAAGCUGAAGGAGGAGGAGGCAGAGAAGUCCAGGAAACUGGCUGAGCUCACCCUGCAGACAGACCGGCGCCAGCAGGCCCAGGCUGACUUGAAAGGUUUGGAGGAGACUGUGGCUAAGGAACUGCAGACCCUCCACAACCUGCGCAAGCUGUUUGUUCAAGACCUCCAACAGCGCGUUAAAAGAUCCCAAAACAACGAAGAUGACGACACUGGGGCCAGUGCUGCCCAGAAACAGAAAAUAUCCUUUCUUGAGAACAACUUGGACCAGCUUACAAAAGUUCAUAAGCAGUUGGUCCGUGAUAAUGCAGAUCUCCGUUGUGAGCUUCCAAAGCUGGAGAAACGUCUUCGGGCUACGGCUGAGCGAGUUAAGUCCCUGGAGGCUGCACUAAAGGACGCCAAGGAGGGAGCCAUGAGGGACAGGAAGAGAUACCAGCAUGAGGUGGACCGUAUCAAGGACGCUGUGCGCCAGAGGAACAUGGCCCGUAGGGGACACGGUGGGGCCCAAGUUGCUAAGCCCAUCCGUCCAGGCCAGCCCAUUGGAGCAGGAAUCCGUGGUGGCGGUGGCAGCCCAGGGAUGUCCAACGGCCCCAGCAUCCGUGGGGGCAGCGGCCUGUCACCCUCUCGUGAGCAGAACCCAAACAUCAUGAACUCUCCCACCUCACCCCGUGGGGAUGCUGAAUCUUCUCGCAAACUGCCCAACGUUCCCGUCGCUCUGCCCAACAGAGGAGAAACUGGUGUGAGGAUGUCAGAUGCUGCUGACUUCAAGGACGCCAUGCGGUCUUCCCGGGCCCGCAAGCUGCCCACUGGUGGGCCUGGCGUGCCUGCUGUUCAGGUGGUUCCCAGAAGUACAACAGUGAAGGAAAGCCAGUGAAUCUUCAGAAGCCAAGAGUUGAAGUGUUUUCCACACCACCAUUACUACUCAACAACCAUGGUCACCGCAACACCCCACAACAAUGAGACUACUUGAAGAAUUAUACAGAAAGCUCCUAUCCACAGAUGUCUUUAGUAUAUCCUGUUAAGGAUAAGAACAGUAACAUACAAUAGUUUGGGAUGCUUAUGACCAAAAAAGAAUCAAACAAGCUAUGAUGAAAUCUAAAAAAUGGCAGGUGGGAAAGCACAAAUGUUAAGAUAAGAUUAACCAAAGUUACCAAGAUUUCACAAUGGCCCACAACAUAUGCACUGUAGAACUCUAUAAAAAGGAUCUUGGAAAAUCCCUUCCAAAAGUGUAAGAUAAGAUGUUGACUGCAAAAUGACUUGCAAGUUAGUGUAAAUCCUAAUGAACUGAAGAAGUGAAGCUUGUAAUCAAUUCUUGUCACGUCACGUAGGGCCGCUUGUUUGUACUUCUCCUUUAGAUCUUCUCAGACGUGGUCUUGAGGCAGUGUUACUGCGUGCGAGUGAAUGAGUGAAUUGUAACUGCUGCCGGACACUAAAACAAGCCACAUUGCUGAUAAUUUGAGACCCUUGAUGUACAGAUGGCUAUGUAAAGCUAAAUUCCAACCAAACACAAAAUGCCUAGGUUUGGUAGCAACUACAAAUGCGUAAGUCAGUCCACACCGUGUGCAUCAGGCAAAGUGAAUAGAACACAAUUGUUGAACAUCUUAACUAAUGAAAAACUGCUUCUAGAUACGUGGAGACAACUAACAACACUUUCUGGUACCAGAUUCAGAGUUGCUUGCUUGUGGAGAUUGGAAAACACCGGCUUGAUGGCUAUCAAGAACAUUGGAAUAACCAACUGGUAGAGCAUGUUGUAAGAUAAUGUUAGCAUCUGAUAGUACUGCACUGUUUUUCAACGCAUUGUGGGGUAACGUGUCGCAUUGUGUAAUAUGCACCUCUGUAGCAAGAAUUAGUAGUGGCUGUAUAAAAACGAAACAAAUAUCACAAAUGAAACUGCAGAUUUGUAGCAAAAUUGUUGCAGUUGCUUUGGCAGGUACAGGAAGUGAUAAGCCAGUGAGACACAACAUUUUCCAAGCACAAGUAAGAAAGGAUUUAGGAAAGAAUUGCUGUAAAUAGAUUCAGUGGAAUAUAAUUGGAAAUGAUAAGGUAUCUGUGCUAUUGCUCAGCAUAUGAUGUGUGUGUUUCAAUUAAGAAAUAAGCGCUGUCGUUGUGGGAAUAGGGUGAGGUGCAAAGUAGUUGCGAAGAAAGUUCUGUCCUUACAAAAUGUAUAGUAUAUCAAUGUUCUCUUCCAACUGUGUGGAUCUCAUAGGACAUAGGAACACAGACACGCCAGCAAAUGCAUGUCAAAUGAGUGUUUCAACCAAAUUGUACUUGUUCAUUACUCCAGCACAGUCCAUAGUAAGAGAGGCACACAGGGGACAGCUAGAAAUUGCCUGUUGAAAACUAAAAGCAAAACAGUUGGUUAUUCCAAGAAAUUGCUCGCUGCUAGCUUUGCCUGCCUUUGGUAUCUGAGAAAAUGCUCUACAUGUUCACAUGUGUUAAGUGGUAAGGAAAAAAAAGAUGUUCAAAUUGUGUGUUUGUGUGUGUGGAUGUUUUACUGCAAAGAAGAUCAACAAUAAUGCUUCAUAUUGAUGUACAAGCUCCAUAAGAAACUAUAGUAAGGAAGCUUGUACUGUCUCCCUUAUUUUCCUGUUUGUAGGGUUAGGUAGUAACACAUUGGUGUGUAAGGUGAAAUGCCUGCCCUGUGUAAUUAUGUGUAAAUUUGGUCACCAUUGUAGGCAUUUUGACUGUAUGGUAUUUUAAUCAAAUCAGAAUGGUAUGUUUACCUGAGCAAGGGUUCAAAAGAAAUCACAGGACUCUGCUCUGUUCUUGAAAAAAGUUUAUGUAUGUAUAAUCAAAAUUUUACUAUUAUUGUGGAUAGCAUACUUUUCUGGAAAAUGUUUGAUUUGAUAAGGGUUGACAAUGCAUUUAUCAUCUUUAUUUAGCAUCUAUAUAAUAUACAAUGUGGAUUGUAAGUUGAAUUUCAUGUGAUCUUCCACUGUGUGUCUCGAGGUCCCUCCAACACGCUACUGGAUGAUUGAAUCAAGGGAAAUUGUUGUUGGAGGACUUAUAAAUAUGGCUUGAAUUGUAAUUUAUUAGGUUGUGUAUGAGAGAGCGAACCUUAGUUUUGUGUACAAUAUAGCUGUCUGCAAGGUGGGCUGAUUGUGACUGAAUACACAAGUCCUGGCUAUUUGUAUGGUGGUUGUUGAGUCCCAAAGACAGAAAAGGAACUCUGUCAUAUCUUCAGGAAUGCAAGUACAUGUACUGUUUAUUUCCUGCUGUUGGUCCCAGGAAUCUCACAAAUAAGUCAAAAUUUGAUUAGGGAAAAAAGUGACAAUUCAGAACAAAAAUAAAUGGCCUCUAAUAGUUACAAUAUGGCUCCCAGAUUCCAAACAAAACAGUUUCAAUAGAGCCUAACAGGGUACCUUCUUAUGCGAUCUCGAACACGGCCAGCCAACCGUUGUACUUGGGACAGGGAGGAAUAAUGCUGGGCUCUAGCUGUGCGAAAAAUGAGAGUCAAACUGUACAUACUAUUGGUAGCACAAACCCUCUAGAUAAUCCCCAAACAUGCUGGUCAUACAUUUCAACAUUUACUGCCUUGAAGUUCCUGAGGAACACUCAUGUUUUUCUCUCCAACAAAUUUUUAAAGGGAAGGUAAAAUGUUACAAUAAACCUGGUCAGGAUACAUGUCUUUGGCUAUCCAGCGUAAAUCUUACACCAGGCAUAAAAGUUCCCAUUUCAACACCUUGCUGUUCAGAUAUCCAGGACUUUGUGCAUUCCAGUAGGUGAAGAGAUGAGGGUAAGAGAUCUUGAAAGACUGGUGUGUACAUGUUACUAUGACAACAAGUAUUAUACCUAGUGUAUGCCUCCAUGUGUUGAGUCAGGAAUACUUGUCCUCUUCUGAAAGCUUCGUUCACUGCUCAGGCCACAUGACUAUGGAGUGAAGUGCAGUUCCAAGUGCAAGGUUUAAGGUAUUCCAUCGUAGGCUCUGCCCUUGAGGUGUAGCCAAAAAUUGAGGAUCUGUAUUGUUACUGCUGAAGGAAUGCAGGAAUGUGUUCUGUAUAUGGUAUUUUCCGCUGAAGGGUUGUUGUACACUUUGUGUUGCAGAAGAUGAGCGCAAACAUGGUCUUGGCAGUCAGCAUAGCUGAGAGAGGAAAGAUGCUAGAAAUCCGCCUGUAAUUGAAGUAAAAAAAGAAGCUGUAAUAAAUUAUGCAUACCAUGUUGCGA
Molecule: messenger RNA, 6834 nt
Organism: Branchiostoma floridae (Florida lancelet)
Lineage: Eukaryota; Metazoa; Chordata; Leptocardii; Amphioxiformes; Branchiostomatidae
Product: kinesin heavy chain-like
Exons: 33
Coding region: 323-3544 (1073 amino acids)
Biological process (GO): microtubule-based movement
Molecular function (GO): ATP binding; microtubule motor activity; microtubule binding
Source: RefSeq, a predicted model, not a curated record